CAAACAUUUUGACGGGUUAGGCUUUGCCCGGCUGGAUUACCGAGUGUCCCCGCGCUCGCUCGCUUCCUUGCCCGCUCCUUCUCGGCACUCGCCCCCCGUCUUUUCUUCUUUCUCUUUUCUUUCUUUUCCGCUUCCCCUCCCCUGCAUCCCGCGGCCCCCUCUCCUUCCCCUCCCUCCUUCCCUUCCUCCCUGAGCAUCUCGAGCACAGGGAUCCCCAAACAUCAGGACUUUUGGGGGCGCCUGUGCUGUCCAUGGGAAGAGCAUGCAUUGUGGGCUACUGGAGGAACCCGACAUGGAUUCCACAGAGAGCUGGAUCGAAAGAUGUCUCAACGAAAGUGAAACCAAGCGCUAUUCCAGCCACGCGUCUCUGGGGAAUGUUUCUAAUGACGAAAAUGAGGAAAAAGAAAAUAAUAGAGCAUCCAAGCCCCACUCCACUCCUGCUACUUUGCAAUGGCUGGAGGAGAACUAUGAGAUCGCCGAAGGGGUGUGCAUCCCACGGAGCGCCCUCUACAUGCAUUACCUGGACUUCUGCGAGAAGAAUGAUACCCAGCCGGUCAACGCAGCCAGCUUUGGGAAGAUCAUCCGGCAGCAGUUUCCUCAGUUAACUACCAGAAGACUCGGGACCCGAGGGCAGUCAAAGUACCAUUACUAUGGCAUCGCAGUGAAGGAAAGCUCUCAGUAUUAUGAUGUGAUGUAUUCCAAGAAAGGAGCCGCCUGGGUGAGCGAAACAGGGAAGAAAGAAGUAAGCAAACAGACGGUGGCAUAUUCGCCACGGUCCAAACUUGGAACGCUGCUGCCCGAGUUUCCAAAUGUCAAAGAUCUCAAUCUACCCACCAGUCUGCCCGAGGAGAAGGUCUCUACCUUUAUUAUGAUGUACAGAACACACUGUCAGAGAAUACUGGACACUGUAAUCAGAGCCAACUUUGACGAGGUUCAAAGUUUUCUUCUGCACUUUUGGCAAGGGAUGCCGCCCCACAUGCUGCCUGUUCUGGGCUCCUCCACGGUGGUGAACAUCGUCGGUGUGUGUGACUCCAUCCUCUACAAAGCUAUCUCCGGGGUGCUGAUGCCCACCGUGCUGCAGGCGUUACCUGACAGCUUAACUCAGGUGAUCCGGAAGUUUGCCAAGCAGCUGGACGAGUGGCUGAAAGUGGCUCUCCACGACCUCCCAGAAAACCUGCGGAACAUCAAAUUUGAACCCUGUUUUUCUGUCCAGACGGGCCUGUCCUCCUGGCAGGACUUGUGGGCCAAGACUCUGUUGGUCUCGCUGUUGAGCAAAGAUGCAUCUCGGACGGUGAUCCACAGCGCAGACAUCACCUUCCAGAUGCUGGAGGACUGGAGGAACGUGGACCUGAGCAGCAUCACCAAGCAAACCCUUUACACCAUGGAAGACUCUCGAGACGAACACCGGAAACUCAUCAUCCAGUUGUAUCAGGAGUUUGACCACCUCUUGGAAGGGCAGUCUCCCAUCGAGGCGUACAUCGAGUGGCUGGAUACCAUGGUGGACCGGUGUGUCGUGAAGGUUGCUGCCAAGAGACAAGGGUCCCUGAAGAAAGUGGCCCAGCAGUUCCUCUUGAUGUGGUCCUGUUUUGGCACAAGGGUGAUCCGGGAUAUGACCUUGCAUAGUGCCCCCAGCUUUGGGUCUUUUCACCUAAUCCACUUGAUGUUCGACGACUACGUGCUCUACCUGUUAGAAUCCUUGCACUGUCAGGAGCGGGCCAACGAGCUCAUGCGGGCUAUGAAGGGCGAGGGUAGGACGGCCGAAGUCCGCGAAGAGAUCCUUCUGACGGAGGCGGCCCCGCCAACCCCUUCACCUGUGUCAUCGUUUUCUCCAGCAAAAUCGGCCACGUCCGUGGAAGUGCCACCUCCCUCCUCCCCGGUCAGCAACCCAUCCCCUGAGUACACUGGCCUCGGUACUACAGGCGCCAUGCAGUCAUACACGUGGUCCCUCACCUACACGGUGACGACGGCUGCUGGGUCCCCAGCAGAAACCCCCCAGCAGCUGCCCUGCAUGAGGAGUACGCACGUGCCUUCGACCUCCGUCACACACCGGAUCCCAGUGUAUCCCCACAGAGAGGAGCACGGAUACGCGGGAAGCUAUAACUACGGGAGCUAUGGCAACCAGCAUCCCCAUCCCAUGCAGAGCCAGUACCCAGCCCUGCCUCACGACACAGCCAUCUCCGGCCCACUCCACUACUCCCCUUACCACAGGAGCUCUGCACAGUACCCUUUCAAUAGCCCCACUUCCCGGAUGGAGCCUUGCUUGAUGAGCAGCACUCCCAGACUGCACCCCACCCCCGUCACGCCCCGGUGGCCAGAGGUUCCCGCAGCCAACGCAUGCUACACCAGCCCGUCCGUGCACUCCACGAGGUACGGGAACGCCAGUGACGUGUACUCGCCCCUGGCCACGCGCCGGAACUCCGAGUACGAGCACAUGCAACACUUUCCCGGCUUUGCGUACAUCAACGGAGAGGCCUCCACAGGAUGGGCUAAGUGACUGCUCGCAUAGGAAUCCAUAUUUAAUAUUAAUAAUUAUUAUUAAUAAUAAUUAAAACCCCACCCCCACCCCCAAAGACUUUUUAUUCUCUACACAUGGUAGCUCACGGGCUAUGCCAGGGCAUCUGCUUUCCUAAAUGAGGGCAAAGCUGGGCUUCCACGUGGGGACAGCCGACCAGUUUAGUUCAGAGGCUGGGCUCCCUCUCAGGUGGCCGGCUUGGGUUCCUGUAGCCACAGCUGCCAGGGUGGUUUCCCCAGAAGCACUGUCUCAGGCAGGCCAGUGUGCAACCCCCUUUUCCCACAGUCCCAUGGCUUGGCUUCGUGUUGGCAACCAGCUCCAGUCAGCGACCGAUUUUCCAGUUGACACAAAGCCCCGUAGUCUUGAAGGGUAGAUACCAGUUUGGGUUCUGGGAUGGACACGCAAUUGACCAUUCACCUUGCCAUCCAUCUGGUCAUCUCACUCUACCACGAACCAACCCUCGGACGUGCUGUUCCCCCCUCCCUUCUAGCUGGCGGUGUCAUCCCAGCUUCCUGGAGCACCCGGGAUACACGGAGGCGGGUGGGGGUGGGGGGGUGCAGAGGCUCUAGAGCUCCACCCUCACCCCACCAUGCCUGUCAGUGUCCCCGCAUUCUCUUGGAUUGCAGACAAUCUCGAAAGAGCAGAGGCCUGUGCGGUGUGGCCUGCAGGUGAUCCGAGGUUUGUAGGGACCGGUCAGUUUUUCCACACCCACGUCUUGGUGCUCACUGUUGCCCAAUGGCUGGUGUCAGGAGAAGGCACGAGAGGGGUUUCCGAAGUUCUGGGAGGAUGUGGAUUGGUGGCCCCUGGCCUCGCCCUCAGCUCUGCCUUGUUAACUUUUCUCAAACUGGAAGGGCCCAACUUUCAACUUGCCCAGCACCAAGUGUGAAAGUGACUUUCACGUCCCUUCAUCAGACGUGAUACUAACCGACACUUUGUGAAGGAGAGAAAGAGAGAGAGAAAAUCAAAGCUGUGCCUUUGAGCCUAUACUAUACUGUGUAUGUGUGGAAAUAAAAUUGGACUGUACUUUUGGGAAAAUUUCUUUCAUAAGCUUUUUUUUUUUCUGUCAGAUUUGUAGCCAUUUGUGAGGUUUGUUAGCGAUUAACAUAGGUUUUCUUUCUGUAUUAUAAAAUGCACCAAGCAAUUAUGGUGGACCUAUUACCCUAUGGGUAAGAAAUAAAUGGGAAUAUGUCAUCGGAUGUUUGAGCAAUUGUUCUGUAAAUAAUAAAGCCUUUGAUCGCACCACUCAGUGUGAUAAUCAUGUCUACAGCUAAAAUGGGAAAUAGUUUUAUCUGUACAGUUGUGCAAGAUAUGAAUGGUUUCACACUCAAAUAAAAAGGUAUUGAAAUGA
Molecule: messenger RNA, 3860 nt
Organism: Echinops telfairi (small Madagascar hedgehog)
Lineage: Eukaryota; Metazoa; Chordata; Mammalia; Afrosoricida; Tenrecidae
Gene: RFX4
Product: regulatory factor X4
Exons: 18
Coding region: 263-2494 (743 amino acids)
Biological process (GO): regulation of transcription by RNA polymerase II
Molecular function (GO): DNA-binding transcription factor activity, RNA polymerase II-specific; RNA polymerase II cis-regulatory region sequence-specific DNA binding
Source: RefSeq, a predicted model, not a curated record